Messenger RNA from Dentiscutata erythropus, 737 nucleotides. The record is from the annotation of a GenBank genome assembly. Lineage: Eukaryota; Fungi; Glomeromycota; Glomeromycetes; Diversisporales; Gigasporaceae.
UAUUCCUAUCUUAUGGAGAUAUCCUCAAAAUUUCGAUAUCGAACAUCAAAAAUUUUGGACACGAAUCGUUAAGCCAAUUUUGAUGUGUAUGGAUAAAGAAACAUUGAAGAUUUUAAAACAUCUUGGAUGUAAAAUGAUUAAUUCAAUUUAUAAUAAAUCACCUUUAUUCAAUUACGUUGGUUAUAUGCAACAACUCACCUACUAUGAUGUAUGUCACUUGACAGAAUUUAUUCUUCCGAAUCAAGAUCAUGUUGAAGAUUUACACAAAUUUUUAAUGGAAAAAAUUUACAACUUAUUCUUUACCAAAGGAACAAAAUUUUUAUAUUUUGGAGUUCCAGAUAUUUCAAUUUUUCAUCAUCAAGAAGCUAAAACAAGAUUUUCACAUUUACAAAUACUUGCUUGUGAAUUAAAUACUUCAUCCAAUUUUUUUUAUGAAUUAUCAAAAUAUUGUAAUGAUAUUCAACAAUUAUUAAUAUUAAUAGAUGAAGAUUGUAACAAAGAAAAUUUUGGAUUAGUAACUCUCAUAAAAGCUCAACGAUGUUUAAAAUAUCUUAGAAUUCGUUCUAUCAUAUGGAAAUCUCGAAGAAGAAUUUGUUUAUCUAAAUUAGCGGAAGCGAUUAGGAUGCAUGUGAAUAGUUUGACUUACUUUGAAAUAUCAGGUUAUAUCUGUAUUCCAUCAACCACCAUUGGAGAAUUAAAAAAUUUAAAGACAUUAGUAAUUUCAAUGGAUGCAUAUA